Molecule: messenger RNA, 1134 nt
Organism: Synchytrium microbalum
Lineage: Eukaryota; Fungi; Chytridiomycota; Chytridiomycetes; Synchytriales; Synchytriaceae
Exons: 8
Coding region: 1-1134 (377 amino acids)
Biological process (GO): meiotic mismatch repair; mitotic recombination; nucleotide-excision repair
Cellular component (GO): ERCC4-ERCC1 complex; nucleus; nucleotide-excision repair factor 1 complex
Molecular function (GO): damaged DNA binding; single-stranded DNA binding
Source: RefSeq, a predicted model, not a curated record
AUGUCCAGUUCAAAUAAUAACAAUAAUAGAGCUGGUAGCAGCUCCAAUAGUUCACCAUCUAAACGUAAAUUCCAGUUACCGAAAGCCUCAGAUCUCGAUUCCAGCAACAAGCUGAAUGUAAACAGGUUUAAACCAAAAGGCCUCUCCGUGGAUGCAAGUGGACCAAUUGCAGCUUCAAGUACAUCGUCGUCGUCAUUGCAAGAUCAACAGCAGCAAGCUUCGCCAAUAAAGCCAAGAACAAUUACUCUACCUACAUCCGCUGUGAAAAUAACCCGUCCAACUCGCCCAAUCACCACAAACCCACCUCUAAUUAUUCCGGGAGUCACCGUUCCAGUAGAGAAUAAUACUUUGAAGAGAACUUCAACCUCAUUCAGUGAAUCAUUCGGAUUUAUAAAGGAAGCUUCAGCAUAUCAACCACCCAAUGCUGCUGCUUCUACUAUCGCAUCAACCUCAUCGCAUGUUGCAACAAGUGCUCAAAAUGGUGCAGGUUCAACUGACGGUCCCAUCAUCGAAAUGGCUCCUCAACAACGCAAAUCGCCUAAUGCUAUACUCGUCAACUCGAAUCAAAAUGGAAAUCUGGUAUUAAAAAACAUACGGAAUGUGGCAUGGGAAUACUCUGAUAUCGCUGCUGAUUAUCAGAUGGGGUUGACAACCCUGAAAUACCAUCGACUUCACCCAGAAUAUAUAUACACACGUCUGAAACAACUGGGAAGUCAUUCAUAUUUGUUGAGAGUACUACUAUGUAUGAUAGAUGUGGAUGAUCAUCAAGCUGCCAUGCGUGAACUCUCAAAGAUUUGCGUACUUAACAAUCUCACGUUGGUCUUGGCGUGGAGUGCUGAGGAAGCCGGUCGAUACUUGGAAACGUUCAAGGCCUACGAGAAUAAACCACCAGAUUUCAUCAAGGGACAAGUCGAUGAGGAUUACUUGUCCAAGUUGACUGAUGUAUUGACUCAAGUCAAAUCCGUGAAUAAGACAGAUGUUGUGACCUUGGCUACUACAUUCGGUUCUCUGAAGGAAAUCAUUGCUGCCAAACCAGAAGAGUUGAAUCUUUGUCCUGGUGUUGGUGAACAAAAGGUUCGUAGAUUGCAGGCUGCUUUCAAUGAACCGUUUGUGCUGAGCAAGAAGGCCAAAUGA